This is a messenger RNA of Dichomitus squalens LYAD-421 SS1, 927 nucleotides long. RefSeq lists its product as uncharacterized. Lineage: Eukaryota; Fungi; Basidiomycota; Agaricomycetes; Polyporales; Polyporaceae. The coding region runs from base 1 to 927 and encodes 308 amino acids. The record is from RefSeq and is a predicted model, not a curated record. The transcript is spliced from 5 exons.
AUGCCCUCCGCGAUACCGAAGCCAUUCGAGACUCCAGGCAUAAUACCUGAGCGGUCCAAAUACUCCCUCUCAGGCGAAGAGCUCCAUUUCUUCAUGGCUGAAACUGGGAUCGACGAUCCAGACAAACUCAAGGAACAUAUGUUCGCCGUCCAGCGGGAAGCGUUCAAGGUCCAUGCUUAUCCAUGCAUUUCCCGCUUUUGCUUCACCAAGCACGUUUUCCGCCAAUUAUCACUCUCAAAACUCCCUGGAUAUGACAAGUUCCUCGAGCUGGGGAGGUCCCGCAAGGAUCCUAUUUAUCUCGAUACUGGAUGCUUCUUUGGCGUCGAUGUCAGGAAGGCGAUCGCAGAUGGCUAUCCUAUGGAAAGUGUUGUGGCGACCGAUCUAGCACCUGAGUUCUGGCAGUUGGGCCACAAAUUAUUCAACACUAGCCAAGAGACAUUCCCUGUCCCGUUCCUCGCAGGAGACGCCUUCGACAUGGGCUUCCUCCAAAUCGUGGAGCCGUUCUACACCGCGCCCACUACGCCCGCCCCCGACAUCACCUCGCUCACCUCGCUCAACCCGCUCCGGGGCCACGUCUCCGCUGUCAGCAUAUGUGCUGUAUUCCACCUCUUCGGGACCGAAGAGGCACAAGUCCGCCUCGCACGCGCCAUCGCGAGCCUCCUGUCCCCAAAGCCCGGCUCGAUGAUCAUUGGGUACCAAGCCUCGCGCCCCGAUGAGGAUGCUGGCGCCACUAUUGAGAAGACUCCAGGCGGCGGCGAGAUGCAGAUGUUUUAUUUCUCGCCGAAGAGCUGGACGGAGCUAUGGGAUGGGGUGAUCUUCAAGAGGGGUACCGUGAAGGUGGCAACGAAGUUGGUGUCGCAGGUGCUUGAAUCGGACGGCGAGUCCUUCGAGUUCUGGUUCAUGGAAUGGGGUGUUACGCGUCUGUGA